CACUGGCCCCCGGGCCUGCAGUCGCCGGUGGAGAAAACACAGACUCCGCGUGUCUUCCACGCGCCGCCCGUCCCCUGCCCCCGAGAUGGAGGCCUGACGCCGGCCUUUCUGCCUCCCCGCCUCCGGCUUCCAGCACCGGCUCUCCCGGAAAGGCCCGGCCGCCUCCCACCCCAUGUUCCAAGUGGAGUUCGAGCUGGCGCGCGCCGCCCUCAAGCAGCUGAAGGGCCCCGUGAGCGAUCAGGACAAGCUGCUGCUCUACGGCUGGUACAAGCAGGCCACCCGGGGCGACUGCCACCUCCCCGCCCCUCCCGCGUCCGACCUGAAGGCCAAGGCCAAGUGGGAGGCGUGGACCGCGAACCAAGGGAUGUCCAGGAUGGACGCCAUGAGGGCCUAUGUGGCCAAAGUGGAGGAGCUAACCAGGAAGGAGGCCGGCUGAGGGCUCCUGGGAAUGGAGUGGCUCCCUAGACCUCGACGGCUGAAAUGGAGAGUAGCCGGGUUAGCCGAAACACCAAUAAAUCACUGACACUGCACGAGAGUGACUGACUGCUGUGGGAAAAGACACUCGGUGACUGGGUGCAUGGGAGGCGUCCAGAUACACGGACCGCGAAACUGUGUGGCUUUGGGUGGAGUUCCCAG
Molecule: messenger RNA, 636 nt
Organism: Saimiri boliviensis boliviensis (Bolivian squirrel monkey)
Lineage: Eukaryota; Metazoa; Chordata; Mammalia; Primates; Cebidae
Source: RefSeq, a predicted model, not a curated record